ACUCAACAUCACGUCCACCCUUCCAACACAUGUAUCCAAGUCAAUGAAGCCCAAAAAUCACUUGGAGACUAAUACCUAAAAAUCACUCGGUCUCACUUUCAAUAUCCACCCUCUUCAAAAACCAUGUCUCCUCUCAUUCUCUACUCGUCCAUAUUAGCCAUUCUCAUCUAUUGCCUCUUAAAAUUGCUCAACCGUACCAAACACCGCCUCCCUCCGGGCCCAAGACCAUGGCCCAUUGUCGGUAACCUCCCGCAUUUGGGCCCAAAGCCACACCAGGCCAUGGCGGGCUUGGCGAAGACUUAUGGGCCUCUUAUGCACCUCAAGAUGGGAUUUGGCGAUGUGGUGGUGGCUGCAUCGGCGUCCGUGGCGGCCCAAUUCUUGAAGACCCAUGAUGCCAAUUUCUCUAGCCGGCCACCCAACUCCGGUGGCAAAUACAUCGCUUAUAAUUACCAGGACAUGGUGUUUGCGCCGUAUGGCCCUCGAUGGCGUAUGUUGAGGAAGAUCACGUCCGUCCAUCUCUUCUCCGGCAAAGCAUUGGAUGAUUUUCGACAUGUUCGUCAGGAGGAGGUAGCAGUUUUGACGCGCGCCAUCGCGAGUGCAAGCACGAAGCCAGUGAAUUUAGGACAGCUAUUAAACAUAUGCAUCGCGAAUGCACUAGGGCGGGUGAUGAUAGGGCGAAGGGUGUUUGGUGAUGGUAGCGAUCCAAAGGCGAAUGACUUCAGAUCAAUGGUGGUGGAGCUGAUGGUGUUAGCAGGAGAAUUCAACUUGAGUGACUUUAUCCCUGCCUUAGAUUGGCUAGACUUACAGGGGAUAGCAGGGAAGAUGAAGAAAUUACACAAGAGAUUUGAUGCCUUUUUGAGUGGCAUCUUGGAGGAACACAAGAGUUACAGCGCAAAGCAAGCCGACUUUUUGAGUACGUUGAUUUCUUUAAAAGAAAAUGUUGACGGUGAGGGCGGAAAGCUCACAGACAUUGAAAUUAAAGCACUACUUCUGAAUAUGUUCUCAGCUGGCACUGACACGACAUCGAGUACGGUGGAAUGGGCCAUAGCUGAACUAAUAAGGCAGCCCAAUAUUCUGGCCCAAGCCCAAAGAGAGCUCGAUGAAGUUGUGGGUCGAGACCGGCUAGUCUCCGAACUGGACCUCCCAAAGCUCACUUACCUACAAGCAGUGGUGAAGGAAACCUUCCGGCUCCACCCAUCGACUCCUCUCUCUUUGCCACGCAUCGCCGCCGAAAGCUGUGAGAUCAACGGGUAUUACAUUCCAAAGGGUUCAACUCUUCUUGUUAAUGUAUGGGCAAUUGCGCGUGACCCAAAUGUAUGGGCCAGCCCACUGGAGUUUCAGCCCAAAAGGUUCCUAGAGGGCGGUGAGAUGGUCCAUGUAGAUGUCAAGGGGAAUGACUUUGAGGUCAUACCAUUUGGGGCUGGGCGAAGAAUUUGUGCAGGAAUGAGUAUUGGGCUGAGGAUGGUCCAUCUUCUAGCUGCAACCUUGGUCCAUGCAUUUGAUUGGGCUUUGCCAGAUGGAAUUAAGCCUGAUGAGUUGAACAUGGAGGAAGCAUAUGGGCUGACCUUACAACGGGCCGAGGCUCUGAUGGUGCAACCUAGGCCCAGGCUCUCUCCGUCUGUCUAUCAAGUCUGAAGUUGGAUUGGAUGUAGUAAUAUGAGCAUAUAUGAUACAGGAGUGGUGGCAGAUGACAGCAUUAUAUUUGACUCUAUAAAUGUUUAAUUGCAUUAUAUUAAA
This is a messenger RNA of Tripterygium wilfordii, 1737 nucleotides long. RefSeq names its product flavonoid 3'-monooxygenase-like. Gene Ontology annotation, molecular function: heme binding; iron ion binding; oxidoreductase activity, acting on paired donors, with incorporation or reduction of molecular oxygen. The transcript is spliced from 3 exons. The coding region runs from base 124 to 1635 and encodes 503 amino acids. The record is from RefSeq and is a predicted model, not a curated record. Lineage: Eukaryota; Viridiplantae; Streptophyta; Magnoliopsida; Celastrales; Celastraceae.